UGAACUCACGCCUACAAGUUGCCUUUUUGUUAGUGGGGGUUGGUUACGAUAACGCGGAUAGCAUAUCACUGCUGCUGUGGAGCGAGCAUGGCAGCGGCGGCUCUUCUCUCGCCUCCUUUCGCCGUCACCAAUUCUUUCUCGUCUCUUCUAGCAAUUCGCGCUACCCUGCCAAAUCGAAGAAACCCCAAUUGUUCGGCGCGUGGGACAAGCUGUCCAGCGGUUUGUUCUGAUUCCUCUGCCGUGGUUUCCACGAGCAGCUUCUGCAGGAGGGAUCUGUUGCUCUCAGGUCUCUCGACUUUCAUUCUUCCAGUCUCCGAUGUGCAUGCCAUGGUUGAAUUAGAUGAUGAUGUGAAGAUGGAAGUACUCACUGAUGACAUUAAUGCAUAUUCCUUCUUGUAUCCUAUCAAAUUGCAAACUAAAAAUUUUGCCUUCAAAUGGGUAGAAUCCAGAAAACCUGAACGCUAUUCUUCGGCUGCACCUCUAUCACCUGAUGCACGACAACGCAUUGUAUCUGAGCGUGUUGACAUGAUCAACAAUCUUGUCAUUUCCGUAUCAAUUGGACCUCCAAAUUCACGUUUCUUAACUUCAAAUGAUACGAGCUCAUGGAAUGCCAAAGAUGUGGCCAAUUCUGUUCUUGCUGACAAGUCUUCACUGCGUAUAACAACUGGGCAGCGCAUGGCUGAGAGUUCUGUUCUUGAUUCUCAUUCAGUGAUAGUCAAUGGGCAACCUUACUGGUAUUAUGAGUACCUUGUUCGAAAAUCACCAACAAAAUCUGCACCAGAGCCAAAUCUAUUUAGACACAAUGUGGCUUCAACAGCUGAACGAGAUGGAUAUUUGUACUCUUUAAAUGCAUCAACGCUUAGCAAACAGUGGGAAAAUUUGGGCCCUGUACUUCAAAAGACGGUAGAAUCUUUUCGUCUCCUCCCUCCUACGGAAAAUUAUGUUCCUCCAUUUAAGGACCCUUGGAGGUUUUGGUGACGACUACAAUGUUUUGGAAUGAGCACUGCAUCAUCUACUGGGGAUCUUUAACUAUGCUUUAUUUCUGAAGCAGCUGCAUCAGCACGCUGGGUUACAUGACGUCUGCUCCCUGAGAAUUUGCACCAUUUUAGGUGGAAAGCUUGUGAAGCAAAACUAUCAUCCUGUACUAGUAGCCUACUGCAGUUCUUUUCCCAACAUUUUUAGCCAGCUGCAUUAUAUUUUAGAUUCUUUUUUUUUCAGUGUGGAUGUAUGUUUGAACUGUUAAUGUUUGCCCCCUUGAUAUUCUCUCCUUGAGACCCCAUUCCUUCUUUCAAAUGAGCGUGGGGAACUCAAUCCUCUGUUUUUUGGGAGAAAUUAAUCAUUGUUUCUUUCAAAUUUAA
This is a messenger RNA of Zingiber officinale, 1358 nucleotides long. RefSeq names its product psbP domain-containing protein 5, chloroplastic-like. The record is from RefSeq and is a predicted model, not a curated record. Bases 88 to 978 code for a protein of 296 amino acids. The transcript has 12 exons. NCBI's taxonomy places the organism in Eukaryota, Viridiplantae, Streptophyta, Magnoliopsida, Zingiberales, Zingiberaceae.